AUGAAUUGGGCCCGCGCCCGACGUUGGCGUGAUCCAACAUCAGCCUUUCUCGCAGAGGAUAAGGCCUACGAGCCCGCCUACUCAGUCAUGCGUACAGAGCAAGCCAAUGCCUUCCUAGAACAUACCAUUAACAAUACCCUCCCCCUACAUUGCCAAACUGAAGAUCGAAUUUGGAAGAAUGACCUAUUUACCUCUUCUCUCCUUGCCGCACUGGGAGUCGCAGCCGGGCGACAGUGGCGCAAAGCCGUUGUUGUGGCUGCAACUACAUACCCUCCAAAUAAGAUAAACGGCCUCUUCGCUUUCGUCUUGACUCCUCUCCUGAUCAUCCUCUUCUUUGCUGCCGGACGGAUCACAAUGCUCACGAUGCCUGGUGCAUGGGUUGCCUAA
Molecule: messenger RNA, 387 nt
Organism: Penicillium odoratum
Lineage: Eukaryota; Fungi; Ascomycota; Eurotiomycetes; Eurotiales; Aspergillaceae
Exons: 2
Coding region: 1-387 (128 amino acids)
Source: RefSeq, a predicted model, not a curated record